Molecule: messenger RNA, 1973 nt
Organism: Pantherophis guttatus
Lineage: Eukaryota; Metazoa; Chordata; Lepidosauria; Squamata; Colubridae
Source: RefSeq, a predicted model, not a curated record
UGAAUAUAUACGUUUUCAGAGGCUCACAAAGAACUUUGCAAUUGCAUAUGUUUAUCUUUCUGUAGUUGACCUAUGGCUCUGCUCCAAUCAUGGAUAAAGAGACUCAAGCUGUUUUCUUCCAACAAAUGUUUCCGAAUGAAUCCCACCAACGUAAGGGCCUCCUGCAGUUAUUGCUGUAUUUCAGAUGGAUCUGGAUUGGAAUUCUUGUAGUAAAGGAUGAGAAAGGAGAGAAAUUUGUCCAGGAGAUACUCCCCACAUUUUCUGAGUAUGGCAUCUGCAUUGAAUUCAUAGCAGAAUUAUCAAAUGUAGCUUUUUACAGUGAUUUUACUGAUACCAUAGAUGAAGGAUUACACAUAUACCAUGUUCUCAUGAACAGCACAGCCAAUGUGAUAAUCUUAUAUGGUGAAAUUCAGUCCUUAUCACUUCUGAGAACUUUCCUCCAGUUUUCAGAAGUGGAGGAUAUACCAAGGAAGAAUAAGAUCUGGCUUAUAAAUGCUCAAACAGAUUACACUUCAGUUGCCGUUCAUAAAUCUUUGGAUAUCCAUUUUCUGCAUGGUGCUUUAUCCUUUGCCGUUCACACAAAGGAGAUCCAAAACUUCCAGGAAUUUCUUCAAAAUCUAAAUCCAACCAACAAUCAGAAUGAUCAUUUUCGGAAAGUGUUCUGGGAGCAGGCAUUCGGUUGUUUCUUCCCAAACUCAAAAAUGGAGGCGUCUGAGAAAAAGUGCACUGGACAGGAGAAACUUGAAACCCUUCCUACAUCUGUGUUUGAAACACGCAUGAGUAGCCAGAGUUACAAUAUUUACAAUGCAGUCUAUGCUGUGGCACAUGCUUUGCAAUCUCUCUAUAUAUCAAAAUCUAGAGAAUCAACAAUGAUGAAAGAAAGAAAGAAACAUUUUCACAAUCAAAUAUGGUGGCAGGUUCAUUCUUUUCUGAGAAGUGUCAGAUUCAACAACAGUGUUGGUGAAAAGAUCUCCUUUGAUACAAAUGGAGAAUUCAUUGGUGGAUUUGAUAUUAUCAAUUGGAUCACAUUCCCAAAUCAGUCUUUUGCAAGGGUCAAAGUUGGAAUGGUAGAUCCCACAGCUCCAGCAGAGAAGUUCUUCAAUAUUUCUGUAGAUUUCAUCACAUGGCCAGUAGGCUUUAAUCAGACAUUACCUCUAUCUUUGUGUAAUGAUCCUUGUGAGACAGGACACAGUAAGGCCAAGAAAGAAGGGAAGUUGUUUUGUUGCUAUGAUUGCCAUCUAUGUCCAGAGGGGAAAAUAUCAGAGGAGAAGGACAUAGAUGACUGCUCUCCAUGUCCAGAAGAUCAAUACCCAAAUCCCGGGAAAAAUAUGUGCAUUCCAAAGCGGAUCACCUUUUUGUCCUAUGAAGAACCCUUGGGGAUCAGUCUGACUGUUCUUUCUCUUUGCUUUUCGUUAAUGACAGCUUUGGUAAUAACAAUCUUCAUGAAACACAAAGACACUCCCAUCGUCAAAGCCAACAACCGGAAUCUCACUUAUACACUCCUAGGCAAAUUCAUCCCUAACUACAAGUGUGGGAUCACAAAUACCUUGGCUGCAGUCAUUGGGACACCUGACAUCUCUUUUCACAUGGCAACUGUAUUGGGAAUCUACAAAAUUCCUCAGGUACAGGGAAUAGAAAGUCCACCAGCCCUGUCCUCUCUGUCCCAAUGCUUGCUGGCCCUGCUGCUACAAGGACACUUCUCAACUGCUGGCCUCCAAACAAUGGCCUGUGCUGCUGCUGACCUCAUGGGGGCUCUUUGCCCCCCUGGUAGUGCUGCUCUCGGCUACCCAAGUCGUCCCAGAUCUAUGACCUCCAGACCGCCCCGCUGCUGCCAGUUGAGCCAUGCUGACUGCACCGUCUCUCAUAGCCAGCAAAUGAUGGGUCCAAUUCCAGCCAACCACAGCUCAGCCAGAUGUUUUGAGAAUGCUGAGAUUCCCCCUUCAGGAGAUACCAAGGAUGAUGUACCAGACUGA